Molecule: messenger RNA, 1149 nt
Organism: Colletotrichum truncatum
Lineage: Eukaryota; Fungi; Ascomycota; Sordariomycetes; Glomerellales; Glomerellaceae
Product: AT hook motif family protein
Source: RefSeq, a predicted model, not a curated record
AUGGGGGACCGACCUGAACCACCAGUUCUACAUCGCGGUGGCUUCCAGCUGUGCGGUGGCCAGAUCACGGUGGAGGGCAUCAAUCGCGUCGAAGGCUCCAAGUUAAACCAUUUGCUGAAUCCCGAUCCCGGGAAAUACACGUCCAAAGAAGAUCGAGAUGCUUUUAAUGAGGAGAUUAUAUGGUUGCGCAACCAACCGAAAGGAUUCUACGCCGCCCAGUUAAGAUUUUACGGUAUCAAGUUCUUGGAGUCAGACGUAGAGUCUAUGCUCCAGACUUUACUGAGUGACGCUGCAAAGAAGGGUAAAUGUAAUCGAAUGCCGAGACCAAUCGUUUGCCUACAUAGCACCAUGCGUCGAGACUAUAAACGUCUGCGGCAGGCAUGGGAAAGAGAGGUUGAGGCCUGGGAUACUUCAGGGAUGCUAGCACCAAAAGCACAGCAGCGUGGCUUACCCGCAAACAAAAAAGGCGCUGCUCUCAAGAACAAACCGGCACCCCCGUUCGACAUCGGGCAAUGCAAGGGGUCCUACGUGAUGAAAUGCAAUGCAGUGAUGCAUGGUUUUGAUGUUUCACCCAAACAGCCGCUUACCCUGAACAUAACCGUCGGCAAAGAUGGCCUGCUCAUUGCUGCGUAUGAUUUUGGGAUGAUUGAGGGUACAAUGAUUCUAAGUCUAUCGGAAGAGAAAUUAGACUCCGUGGUGGAACUCGAUUCAGCCCCAGAAGAUCGGGAAGAAGACUCUGACGAAUACCCCGACUAUUCUUCGGAUGACGAGGAACAUCGACCAGGGCAAAAGACUUUGAAAGAAACAGCAGCGUUGAAGAAACGAGCCGCAGGUAGCUUAAGUGGCCAAAGACUCGCGAAAAGAUCAAAGAGAAUGACACCUUCACUUUCUCGCCGGGUGUAUUACAGGCUCCGAGGACGCGAAACGGGAGAAGGCGAAAUCCUGUACGAAACCUCGUCAGGCCACCUCGAUUUUCUCGAUGCGGAGGGUAAGCAGUUUGCCGGUCUGGCUUAUGAGUUCCCCUACAUUGGAAAGAAUGUCGAGUUUAGGGGCUCUAAGGUAUCGGACGUGCCACUCAAAAAGCCUGAACCAUGGGGCAGUUUCUCCGAACAAGCUUAUGAAUAUGCUAAUGUUGCAAGGUGGCACUGA